Molecule: messenger RNA, 942 nt
Organism: Tupaia belangeri chinensis (Chinese tree shrew)
Lineage: Eukaryota; Metazoa; Chordata; Mammalia; Scandentia; Tupaiidae
Product: olfactory receptor 4Q2
Exons: 1
Coding region: 1-942 (313 amino acids)
Biological process (GO): G protein-coupled receptor signaling pathway
Cellular component (GO): membrane
Molecular function (GO): G protein-coupled receptor activity; olfactory receptor activity
Source: RefSeq, a predicted model, not a curated record
AUGGAGGAAAACCAAACACAAGUGGUGAGAGAAUUUGUUUUGGCAGGCUUCUCACAGACAUCAUCUAUUGAGGCAGGUCUAUUUGUAUUAUUUCUUUUCUUCUAUGUGUCCACUUGGGUAGGAAAUAGCCUCAUUAUGGUCACGGUGGCCUCUGAUAACAACCUAAAUUCUUCACCAAUGUACUUCCUUCUCGGCAACCUCUCAUUUCUGGACCUAUGUUAUUCAACAGUAACUACCCCUAAGCUCCUCGCUGACUUCCUUGAUAGUGAAAAACUCAUUCCUUAUAGCCAAUGCAUUUUGCAGCUCUUCUUCCUGCACUUUGUAGGGGCAGCUGAGAUGUUCCUGCUCACGGUGAUGGCCUACGAUCGCUAUGUCGCGAUCUGUCGGCCCCUGCACUAUACCACUGUCAUGAGCCGGGGAUUAUGCUGUAUGUUGGUAUCUGCCUCCUGGAUGGGAGGAUUCAUACACUCCACUGUUCAGACUGUUCUCACUAUACGUCUGCCCUUUUGUGGGCCAAACCAAGUGGACAACUUCUUUUGUGAUGUUCCUCCUGUCAUUAAACUUGCCUGUACAGACACCUUUGUCAUUGAAUUGCUUAUGGUAUCUAACAGUGGGUUAAUCUCAACCAGUUCGUUUGUGGUGCUGGUUUCUUCCUACACCACUAUCCUGGUCAAGAUUCGCUCCAAGGAGGGAAGGCGAAAGGCACUCUCUACCUGCGCCUCCCAUCUCAUGGUGGUAACGCUUUUCUUUGGACCUUGCAUUUUCAUCUAUGCGCGUCCCUUUUCUACUUUUUCUGUGGACAAGAUGGUGUCUGUUCUCUACAAUGUGAUCACUCCUAUGCUGAACCCCCUCAUCUACACACUUCGGAACAAAGAUGUCAAGUCAGCCAUGCGGAAGCUGUGGGACAGGAGUGGACUUACUUGGAAAAAGCAGGUGACAUAA